AUGGCGUCGGGUGAAAAGGGUUCGGCGGCCGGUUGGCGUCGGCCACCCCGGCGUCAGCGGAGGGAGACGGUUUUGGGGCGCCGAGAAGAUAAGGACCGUCGGCGGAUGCUGCGUGCCGUCGGGAUUUCAGACUUUCAGUCGUCACGUUGGCGCCAGACUGGCCGGGUCCAGUGCGGAUCAAUCGCCGGUAACCAGUGUUGCCACUACCACCACAUCGUCGUUCCUUAUUCUACGUAUAAUGAAUAA
Molecule: messenger RNA, 246 nt
Organism: Macrosiphum euphorbiae (potato aphid)
Lineage: Eukaryota; Metazoa; Arthropoda; Insecta; Hemiptera; Aphididae
Source: the annotation of a GenBank genome assembly